Fusarium odoratissimum NRRL 54006 is the source of this 805-nucleotide messenger RNA. RefSeq lists its product as uncharacterized. The coding region runs from base 90 to 395 and encodes 101 amino acids. Lineage: Eukaryota; Fungi; Ascomycota; Sordariomycetes; Hypocreales; Nectriaceae. The transcript is spliced from 2 exons. Gene Ontology annotation, molecular function: protein heterodimerization activity. The record is from RefSeq and is a predicted model, not a curated record.
GUUUAGAUCAGUGAGGUCAGAGUAACAGCGGUAGAACGCGCAUUGUCAACACUGCAAACUAACAAAACAACAACCAUUUCUCUUCAACCAUGGCGCUCGGAAAGAAACCAUACCCCAAAGCGACGGUCAAGAAGAUCAUCAAGGCUCAUUCAAACCAUAAUUUAAAGAAGAAUGCCGAUGUUACUGUGCGUUUAGACGUUCUCAUGAUCGCAAAUGCUGCUAAUGUUUACUUACUUGUCUUAGAUCUUCCUCGACUACGUCCUAUUCAUGGAAACUCUUAUCAAAGAAGCGGCGAUCCAUUCGAAACAGUCGGGCGAACGAGGUCUCUCUGCGAGGAGCGUCAAGAAGGUGACGAGAGUAUGUCGUGUGAAGCAUCGUCUCUCCGCAUCUGCUGAUCCGUGCUGUCUAGGAUACCUUGACCAAAUUUAAGGGUUGAAGAAAACGAAUAAUUGCGACAAAAAACAAAACCCACCGAACUUACAGUGUUAAGAUCCUCAAGAGCCGCGCCGCCAUUGAGAGCCAUACAGGCAUAGCCGCGACAUCCGACAUGAUACAGCAGUAUCACAUACACGGCAAAUAUUACAGGCUUGGGAAUUGAGCCACUGUAUGAUAACCCCUGACGGAUUCCGCGACCGGGAGGAGGGCAUCGCGAGGUUGAAAGAACAUGGCGCUUGCGCACGAGACCACCUCAUCCACUUAACCUCAGCUGAAUGCGACGGUUGGGUGGGGCUUUUCCUUGUCAUGACGAUGAUGCAGACCAACGAGAGAACACUCCGUCUCUAUCCGUACAAACAACAUAGAUUAG